AUGGACAAUGGAGAAACAUUUGGCAACGCCUCAAAUUCACCGGAUGAAUUAGACCCAGAAAAUAAGGAAUCGCUUGAAUAUGAGCAUGGGAAGGAAAUUCAAGGAGCAGCGGAACUGUGCAUUCGGCCAUCACUCGUGGCAGCAAUGAAAUCUGAAACUAAUCUCAACAUUCAAUAUAAGGAGAUGGUGGCCGACCAGAUUGCCAAGAAUUCGAAAGAAAAGGUCGAAGAACCACCGAAGCCGACCAAUCCAGCGCCCCAGGGAAGAGCAAAAGCGAAAAGUCCUGCAAGAGCAAAAAGCCCAUCUCGUUCCCGUUCAUCUAGCACAUCCAAGCAGAUUCGUGGUGCUGCCGGAAAGGUUAAUUCAAGUGAAGAGGUCACCACUGCAGAUGACUCCCUGGAACUCUCAUACAUGAGUGAAGAGAUCUCAGAUAUUUACUGUAACUACUCGUAUUCGAGUAGCAGUCUUGCGACUGCUAACGAUCCCACCAUCCUCUAUCCAACCGCAGCCACGUGCAGUUUUAGUGCGGAUCCAUCCGAAUGGGAUUCAGCUUCCAUCCGCACGGCCAACGACGGAUGGCUUGCGAACGGUUUGAAUAAAUCCCGUCGUGUGAACUCGGUUUCCACCGGUAUUUGGCUCUCGAACUGCUCUGAGCCACCCAGCAGCAUCUGUUCCGCACACAGCUUCUCAUCGGUUGACGUCAUGACGGCCGAUCUCUACACUGGAGACAUGGAAACCGCAGAGGCUGCCGAAUCUGAAAUCGAAGCUGCAAAUCGGGUCUUCGAUAUCAUACUCAGCGCCAAGUGUGCAAACGUCCAACCAGCACGUGGAGACAGAACGAGUUCCGAUGAGGGUUCAGUCAUAUUAAGGACAGCGACUUCAAGUUCACGUGAAAUCUCGACGUCUGCAUUGAAGACGAAAACAAAAUUGACGUGGUUACCAUUAUUUGACGCGGAUGAUACUCGAACAGCUAUAGAAGGACCAAUUCAAUUGCGCACGGCUUGGGAAAGGACGAUCACUGACAGCACGGCAUAUCCACUGUCAGAGGAUUGCUUGACUGGAGAGGAACGCAGCGAAAGCUUCAUCUCGGCAACCAGCACAUCAGGAUGUGGCGCACGAUAUUGUUCGUUUAUGGGCAGUGAUGUAGGGGAAAUGCGUGAGAUUGAGUGA
This is a messenger RNA of Ostertagia ostertagi, 1170 nucleotides long. The record is from the annotation of a GenBank genome assembly. NCBI's taxonomy places the organism in Eukaryota, Metazoa, Nematoda, Chromadorea, Rhabditida, Trichostrongylidae.